CGCAGCUUUCGGUACCCAGGCGGGAAGUGAGCAAAAGUGCAAAGCGGGAGGAGCCCCUAGAAGCUCCGAGGGCCGCCAGUCCCUAGCGGCGAGGCCGAGCCCAAGAAAAUGCAAGUGCCAGAGGUUGGCGGGUCGGUUUGCGACAGGUCCGACCCUGAGGGCCUUCAGAUGCAAGGGGGCGGGGGCUCCUGGCGACUGGCCGCCGAGCCGGGGCGGGCCGGGCCGCGGGGCAUUUAAACCUGGCGGACUGCCAGAGAGGGACACGCGCCCGGCUCCGCGCCCUCCGUCGGCCACCGGCUCCGCGCCCUCCGUCGGCCACCCUCUCCGCUUCGGAUACGGGCCGGGCGCGAUGCGGUCUUCCUUGGCUCCGGGUGUUUGCUUCCUGCUCGCCUUCUCCAGGGACAGCUGGUUCCGAGGCUUCAUCCUGCUGCUGACCUUCUUCAUCUAUACCUGUUAUCACAUGUCCAGGAAGCCCAUCAGUGUCGUCAAGAGCCGUCUGCACCAGAACUGCUCGGAGCUGGUCAAGCCCAUCAACGACAGCUACAGCCUCAACGACACGACGUGGUGUGACUGGGCUCCAUUUGAUAAGAACAACUACAAGGAGUUACUGGGGGCCGUGGACAACGCCUUCCUUGUGGCCUACGCCAUCGGCAUGUUCAUCAGCGGGAUUUUUGGGGAGCGGCUCCCCCUCCGUUACUACCUUUCAGCUGGAAUGCUGCUCAGUGGCCUUUUCACCUCGCUCUUUGGCCUAGGAUAUUUCUGGAACAUCCACAUGCUCUGGUACUUUGUGCUCAUCCAGAUCUGUAAUGGACUUGUCCAGACCACAGGCUGGCCCUCCGUGGUGACCUGCGUUGGCAACUGGUUCGGGAAGGGAAAGCGGGGGCUCAUCAUGGGCAUCUGGAACUCACACACAUCCGUGGGCAACAUCCUGGGCUCCCUGAUCGCUGGCGUGUGGGUGAACGAGCAGUGGGGCCUGUCGUUUGUGGUCCCGGGCGUCCUCACUGCUGCCAUGGGUGUCUUCACCUUCCUCUUUCUCAUCGAAUACCCAGAAGAUGUGGACUGCACGACUCCUCAGCACCACACAAGUGAUGGGCUGGACGAGAACCAGGACAGCCCUGCGGACCGUGGGAACGGUCCCUGCAUUAACAAGGAGAGCAGUCCGGAGAGUGCGGCCAGGCACUCCAAGGAGCCAAGGGCUCAGCCUGCCGCCAUCAGCUUCCUCGGGGCGCUCCGGAUCCCGGGUGUGGUCGAGUUCUCCUUGUGCCUGCUCUUUGCCAAGCUGGUCAGCUACACCUUCCUUUACUGGCUGCCCCUCUACAUCUUCAAUGUGGCUCACUUUAGUGCCAAACAGGCCGGGGACCUGUCUACCCUCUUCGAUGUUGGUGGCAUCAUGGGCGGCAUCAUGGCAGGGCUCAUCUCGGACUACACCAACGGCAGGGCCACCACCUGCUGCGUCAUGCUGAUCUUGGCCGCCCCCAUGAUGUUCCUGUAUAACUACAUUGGCCAGAACGGGAUUACCAACUCCGUAGUAAUGCUGAUCGUCUGUGGGGCCCUGGUCAACGGCCCUUACGCGCUCAUCACCACUGCGGUCUCUGCUGACCUGGGAACUCACAAGAGCCUGAAGGGCAACUCAAAGGCACUCUCCACUGUCACGGCCAUCAUCGACGGCACUGGGUCCAUAGGUGCUGCUCUGGGGCCUCUGCUAGCCGGGCUGAUUUCCCCCACAGGCUGGAACAAUGUCUUCUACAUGCUCAUCUCUGCCGACAUUCUGGCCUGCUUGCUCCUCUGCCGGUUGGUGUACAAAGAGCUCCUAGCCUGGAAGUCAUCCCUGAGCAGAGACAGAGGGUAUAAAGAGAUAUGAAGUCCUGAUUCGAAGAGAAGCACGGAGGGCCCCAGCUGAUGCCCAAAGUGCUCCCUCCUGCCCCCUCACUGGGGGCAAGACAAUGGAACCGGCCACAGACGGGCUGACAGGGCCGCAGAGGGGCUGGGAGGUUCUCGCGGGAAGGGGCCUGCCAGCAUGAGGGAUGCAGGACUCAUGGCCCUGAGCUCUGGAAGCGCAAGCAGAAGGGUUGGGGAUCAGAGCUGAGUGGUGUCUCCAGCUUGGUAAGGGAAGGAUAUGCUCAGACUCUUGCUUGUUCAGAAUCCAAGACAGAAGGCAGGGGCCUGACAUGUGCCAAGGCCCGGCAAAGGUGUGUCUCUCCUUCCCAUGUGGAAAGUGAACCUCAGUGAUCGGCCUGUCCCUGUCCAUGGAUUUCUGACCCUGUUUCAGAGCCGCCCAUCCUCGCUUCCUUCCUUUGUCCACGAGCCAGUUCUCUCGUGUAUUUCCCCAUGUUGGAACCCCUUCUACCCUGCAUUGGAUCCUCUUUCUGACUCCUGACCCGAGCCAAUUAAAGUGUUGUUGCUGAA
Mirounga angustirostris (Northern elephant seal) is the source of this 2406-nucleotide messenger RNA. It is a transcript of the gene SLC37A2, whose product is annotated as solute carrier family 37 member 2. Gene Ontology annotation, biological process: phosphate ion transmembrane transport; glucose-6-phosphate transport. Gene Ontology annotation, cellular component: endoplasmic reticulum membrane. The transcript is spliced from 18 exons. Bases 350 to 1861 code for a protein of 503 amino acids. Gene Ontology annotation, molecular function: glucose 6-phosphate:phosphate antiporter activity. The record is from RefSeq and is a predicted model, not a curated record. NCBI's taxonomy places the organism in Eukaryota, Metazoa, Chordata, Mammalia, Carnivora, Phocidae.